Rotaria sp. Silwood2 is the source of this 615-nucleotide messenger RNA. NCBI's taxonomy places the organism in Eukaryota, Metazoa, Rotifera, Eurotatoria, Philodinida, Philodinidae. The record is from the annotation of a GenBank genome assembly.
AUGUUUAUAUUAUUUGCUAGUCUUUUAUUUCUAUUAAUUCAUCAAGGACAAGGUAGUAUACAAGCUACAGCUAAUCUUCAAUUACAUGGCACAUCAACACCAAUUGGAACAUUGAAUUUUAUUCAAAACGAUGCUAAUUCGCCCGUAAUAAUUACUGGUACACUCAAUUUAUUAAAUGCUAGCAGCAGUCAUGGUUUUCAUGUUCAUACCAAUCCUGUAGCAGAAAAUUCACCGAAUUGUACAGCAGCUGCUGGUCAUUUUAAUCCUUACAAUACGAGUCAUGGUCCUCGUGAGGCUGGCAUAUGGGAACGACAUGUUGGUGAUCUUGGAAAUAUAACAACAAAUGCAAAUGGUACAGCUAAUAUUAAUAUUAGUGAUAGUAUUAUUCAAUUUUAUAAUUCUACACAAUCAAUUGCUGAUCGAACUAUUGUUGUACAUCUUUUGUUUGAUGAUGGUGGUCACGGUAUGAAUGACAGUCUUAUAACUGGAAAUGCUGGUCCACGAGUUGCUUGUGGUAUUAUUAAAGUAAAAACAUCAAAUGGAAUAAAUAUUAAACCGAUGAGAUCUAUUUUAUUUCUUACAAUACCAAUUAUUAUGAUGAUAUUUUUCGAGUGA